This is a messenger RNA of Phalaenopsis equestris, 1035 nucleotides long. RefSeq names its product protein FAR1-RELATED SEQUENCE 5-like. The record is from RefSeq and is a predicted model, not a curated record. NCBI's taxonomy places the organism in Eukaryota, Viridiplantae, Streptophyta, Magnoliopsida, Asparagales, Orchidaceae. The transcript has a single exon. Bases 1 to 1035 code for a protein of 344 amino acids. Gene Ontology annotation, biological process: regulation of DNA-templated transcription. Gene Ontology annotation, molecular function: zinc ion binding.
AUGACAAGAGCUAUUGCAGAUUGUCUUCCAUUCACAAGACAUAGAUUAUGCCAAUGGCAUAUCUAUAAGAAAUUCUCGUCGAAAGUUCAUUGUGGUGUGACGUACAAGAGCGUUAACAAUCUAUUUUAUAAAUGCAUGAGCAAGUGUGAUUCGGAAGAUGAGUUCAAAGUUACUUGGGCUCCAAUGAUAGAGCAAGGAAACCUGCACAACAACAUGUGGCUAGAUGCAUUAUACCGUAUAAGACAUAACUGGUCAACUGCAUUCAAUAAAGAAAUUUUUGGAAUGGGAAUUUUGUCUACUCAAAGAAGUGAGUCCACAAACAAUGUUUGUCAUGGUGCAUCUAAGCCCACUAGUUCCCUUAGAGAUUGCUUUCUGGGGUUAGAAAAUAUUAUGAAGUCAUGGAGAAGGAACAAAAAGGAUGAAGACUUUAAAAUCUUUCAAAAUGUUAUUACACCGACAGUUAAAAUAAGCCCAGUGUUGAGGCAAGCUGCAACAUAUUAUACCCGGAAACUCUACUCUAUGUUUGAGGAAGAGUUACUUCACGGGUUAUAUGGAUUGACAUUCGAUUCCUCAGUUGAGAGUCCAUGCAAAUUCUAUGUUAGAGGUUUGGAUAAUCAGGACACAAGUAGAGCUUGGCUUGUUACAUUUGAUAGGCUUAAUUGCGACAUCACCUGCAGUUGCAAGAAAUUCGAAAUGACAGGUCUUCUUUGCUCUCACUUUCUACGCAUUCUUAAUGCUAAUAAUAUAACAAAGAUUCCCGAGAAAUAUUUGUUAUUCAGAUGGUCUGCUAAGGCAAAGAAAUAUAUCAAUAAUAAUUUUGAAUACAAACAUAUGAAAAACCCUCGGGCUCAAAUUUCUGGCACAACAUCCAGAGGAAUCCUAUUUCAGUCACAUGCUCAAAAGUUUGCCUACCAAUUAAUUAAUAAAGCUAACGAAAAUGAACGUGCCAAGACAUAUAUAAUUGAAAUAUUGAAAACAGGUUCCGAAGGUAUUGAGGAUAUAUUAGAUGGGAAGGACCUAAACCAAAUAGGCUAA